UCUAGCAUAGACGUGGUCUUUUUCUCAUCAAGUAAUCAUGGUAGCUACAAAUUAGUAAGUGCGUGUUUUAAAAGAGUUAUGGUACUUUUCUUAAUUAUGUAACCAGGUAGAGUGAGGUAGAAGUAUAACAAGAUCCUUACGAUCAGUGCAAUGUUUCUCAAAAUUUUUUUCAUUAUUACCCCCCAAGGAAACAUUUUCAUCCAUUUUUUUUCCUAACUGCCCCUCCCCAUAGAUAUCUAAUCUGUGAUAUAUAUACAUAUAUACACAUAGACAUAUAUUUUAAUGCUUUGUGUGUAUAUCUGUGCUUUAUACAUAAAACAGUAAGAUUUACUUUUGUUCCCCUCUUAGGAAACAAAUGCAGAAAAUAUAAGAGAUCCAAAAUGUAAAACAGAAGGAAGAUUUAGUGACACGAGAGCUAGCCAAGGUAGAUCAGAGUGGAGAGAAAGGAAGUACAUGGCAAGGCAAAAGAACAACUUGAAAACGAUCUUUGGUUUAGAGGAGCAAUAAAGGAGGUCCUAGAUCAAUAAGGCUAUGCACCACGCAUAAAUCCCACUGUCCCUGAGGUAAUCAAUCAAUGCCUGAGGCAGAUAACUUUCCACGACUCAUAUUUUAGAUAUCUCAUCAAAAAGUGUAGCAUAAAACAAAAUAUUACAACUUUGAAGAAAAACAAUGCUUACACUCAUAUGUCCAAGAAAAUUGUAAGUAGAAAUGCACUAAAGAAUUACAAAAAGGUACCAUGUAAAAUACGAAUAUACCUAUAUAUAUGGAACAUUAAAUGUUUAAAAUAUCAGUCACAUGCUCACUAGGUUAUUUCUUUAUGCCACAUACUUUUACAAGUUUGAGAGAAAAAACUAUCAGAACACAUGAUGGGGUAACGGAUAAAUGACAAAGAAAGUAUUUUUAUUUCAUUUUCUUUAGACUUUAUUGGAAGCCAAGGAAACACGAUGCUGAAGAAAAACCACUCCGACGUGACUGAAUUUAUUCUCCUGGGCCUGACUGACCGAGCUGAGCUGCAGCCUAUACUUUUUGUGGUAUUCCUAGUGAUCUACCUUAUCACAGUAACAGGCAAUGUGAGCAUGAUUUUUUUAAUUAGAAGUGACUCAAAACUGCACACGCCAAUGUACUUUUUCCUCAGUCACCUCUCCUUUGUAGAUCUCUGUUAUGCCACCAAUGUCACUCCGCAGAUGCUGGUUAAUUUCUUAUCUGAGAGAAAAACUAUUUCUUUCAUUGGUUGCGUCAUACAAUUCCAUUUUUUCAUUGCCCUGGUCAUCACAGAUUAUUAUAUGCUUACAGUGAUGGCUUAUGACCGCUACAUGGCCAUCUGCAAACCCUUGUUAUAUGGUAGCAAAAUGUCCAAAUGUGCCUGCAACUCUCUGGUCGCUGCUCCUUACAUUUAUGGCUUUGCAAAUGGACUGGUACAGACUGUACUAAUGCUACAUCUGUCCUUCUGUGGACCCAAUGAGAUCAACCACUUUUACUGUGCAGACCCACCUCUCAUGGUCCUCGCCUGCUCAGACACCUAUGUCAAAGAAACUGCCAUGUUUGUGGUGGCUGGAUCCAACCUCACCUGUUCUCUCACCAUCAUCCUCAUCUCCUAUAUUUUCAUCUUCACUGCCAUCCUGCGCAUCCGCUCUGCUGAGGGGAGACAUAAAGCCUUCUCCACCUGUGGGUCCCAUCUCACGGCUGUCACCAUCUUUUAUGGGACUCUGUUCUGCAUGCACCUGAGACCCCCUUCUGAGGCAUCUGUAGAACAGGGGAAAAUUGUAGCUGUGUUUUAUAUCUUUGUGAGUCCUAUGCUAAACCCUUUGAUCUAUAGCCUGAGGAAUAAAGAUGUUAAAAGAGCAGUAAGGAAAGUUAUCCAAAAGAAAUUGUUUGUUAAAUAAGUAGAUAUUUUGGACACAGGUACCUAAUGUAUCUUUAUCAUCUGGGCAAUUAAUGAGCAUUUUUAAUUAGCAAAUCCUUUCCUGUCAUCGAGAAUUUUUUUGUCUUUCUUACAUCAUAUAUGGACUUUGGAGAGUGUGUCAAAUUAUUCGCUAGAGUUUACAGAGCCAUCACAAUAAAUACACACACACAACAACAACAACAAAUACUGCUUAGAAAUUCAAAUAGAAGACCAGAAGCUAUUGUUACUGCUCUGU
Molecule: messenger RNA, 2138 nt
Organism: Loxodonta africana (African savanna elephant)
Lineage: Eukaryota; Metazoa; Chordata; Mammalia; Proboscidea; Elephantidae
Product: olfactory receptor 5M5-like
Exons: 1
Coding region: 945-1883 (312 amino acids)
Biological process (GO): sensory perception of smell; G protein-coupled receptor signaling pathway
Cellular component (GO): membrane
Molecular function (GO): olfactory receptor activity; odorant binding; G protein-coupled receptor activity
Source: RefSeq, a predicted model, not a curated record